This is a messenger RNA of Musca vetustissima, 291 nucleotides long. RefSeq names its product vasotab. Bases 33 to 272 code for a protein of 79 amino acids. The transcript is spliced from 3 exons. The record is from RefSeq and is a predicted model, not a curated record. Gene Ontology annotation, molecular function: protein binding. Lineage: Eukaryota; Metazoa; Arthropoda; Insecta; Diptera; Muscidae.
UUACUGUGUUAACGUCACCAGAAGCAAACAAAAUGAAGCUGUUUCCUCUAUUCUUGGCAAUGGCCAUCUUUGUCAUUACUCUCGUGCACUCAGCCCCAGCACCCGGAGAUACGGAGUGUGAAUUCAAUUGUGAUUUGCAGGACUAUAAGCCCGUGUGCGGCACAGAUGAUAGUGGAGAUACCAAAACCUUUAAUAAUAUGUGCAUAAUCAAGACAGAGAAUUGUUUGCGAAAGACCUCAUACCAAAAAACUGGCGAUGGAGAUUGUCCAUAAAAAGUGAUGUCGACCCUGG